Messenger RNA from Rasamsonia emersonii CBS 393.64, 963 nucleotides. RefSeq names its product Ribose-phosphate diphosphokinase. Gene Ontology annotation, molecular function: ribose phosphate diphosphokinase activity; magnesium ion binding. The record is from RefSeq and is a predicted model, not a curated record. Bases 1 to 963 code for a protein of 320 amino acids. The transcript has 4 exons. Gene Ontology annotation, biological process: purine nucleotide biosynthetic process; 5-phosphoribose 1-diphosphate biosynthetic process; ribonucleoside monophosphate biosynthetic process. Gene Ontology annotation, cellular component: ribose phosphate diphosphokinase complex; cytoplasm. Lineage: Eukaryota; Fungi; Ascomycota; Eurotiomycetes; Eurotiales; Trichocomaceae.
AUGGCGUCCAAUUCGAUCAAACUUCUGACUGGCAACAGUCAUCCUGAGCUUGCAAAGCUCGUCGCUGAUCGGCUAGGCAUCGAGUUGACCAAGAUCAUGGUGCUUCAGUAUUCAAACCACGAAACGAGUGUUACGAUUGGAGAAAGUGUACGAGAUGAAGAUGUAUUCAUCUUGCAGUCCACACGUCCGAACGACAUCAAUGAUGGACUCAUGGAGCUCCUCAUCAUGAUCAACGCUUGCAAGACCGCUUCAGCCAGGCGGAUUACUGCCGUUAUUCCUAAUUUCUUUUACGCUCGCCAGGACAAGAAGGAUAAAAGUCGUGCGCCGAUCACCGCGAAGCUUAUGGCGAAUAUGCUCCAAACCGCUGGGUGCAACCAUGUCAUAACGAUGGAUCUCCAUGCCAGUCAGAUUCAGGGCUUUUUCAACGUCCCUGUUGACAAUCUGUAUGCGGAACCGAGCAUGCUGAAGUGGAUUCGGGAAAACCUGGACGUACAGAACUGUGUCAUCGUGAGUCCGGACGCUGGAGGUGCUAAGAGAGCGACUGCGAUUGCCGACCGUCUUGAUCUUCAAUUUGCGCUGAUUCACAAGGAGCGACCGCGCCCCAAUGAAGUCUCCAGGAUGGUGCUUGUUGGCAGUGUGAAAGACAAGAUUGCGAUCAUCGUCGAUGACAUGGCCGACACCUGUGGAACGCUUGUCAAGGCUGCGGAAACGAUCAUGAAGCAUGGGGCGCGCGAGGUCAAUGCCAUCGUUACGCAUGGAAUCCUUUCCGGCAAUGCGAUCGAGAACCUCAACAACAGCUGUCUGCGUCGACUCGUGGUCACCAAUACUGUGCCCCACGAGGAGAAGAAGGAGCUUUGCGACAAGAUUGAGACGAUCGAUAUCAGUCCCACGCUGGCAGAAGCGUGUCGACGCACCCACAACGGCGAAUCCGUCAGCUUCCUCUUUUCACAUGCGGUGGUUUAG